Mus pahari (shrew mouse) is the source of this 611-nucleotide messenger RNA. It is a transcript of the gene Hint3, whose product is annotated as histidine triad nucleotide binding protein 3. Bases 97 to 594 code for a protein of 165 amino acids. The transcript has 5 exons. The record is from RefSeq and is a predicted model, not a curated record. NCBI's taxonomy places the organism in Eukaryota, Metazoa, Chordata, Mammalia, Rodentia, Muridae. Gene Ontology annotation, molecular function: catalytic activity.
UCCGCGUCACUCGGCGAGCCUAGCGAUUCCGGGUGCGUCCGUCCGUGGCGGGACCUUGCGCAGCUCAGCUGAUCCUGACUUCGCCUUUCGGCCGGCAUGGCUGAGAAGCAAGCCGGCUUGGCCGGAGAGCCGGAUCCCGAGGGGUCCUCGCCAGGGACCUCGGAGUCCUGGAACUACGACAGGAACUGCGUGUUCUGCCGCGUGGCGGCUGGUCAGGAACCCAAAACUGAACUCUUUCACUGUGAGAAUGAAGACCUGGUUUGUUUCAAAGAUAUCAAGCCAGCUGCACUUUAUCAUUAUCUCGUGGUGCCAAAGAAGCAUAUUGGAAGUUGCAAGGAGCUAAACAAAGAUCACAUAGAAAUGGUUGAGAGCAUGGUAGCUGUUGGAAAAACCAUGCUUGAGAGGAAUAAUUUCACAGACUUCACAGAUGUAAGAAUGGGUUUCCAUGUUCCUCCAUUCUGUUCCAUCUCUCAUCUGCACCUUCAUGUGAUAGCACCCGUCAAAGAGUUUGGCUUCUUAUCAAAGUUGGUUUACAGGCAGGAUUCAUACUGGUUUGUCACAGUUGAUUAUUUGCUUGAAAAACUAAGAAAAUAAAACUGAACUGUGGACAA